This is a messenger RNA of Laetiporus sulphureus 93-53, 1083 nucleotides long. RefSeq lists its product as uncharacterized. Gene Ontology annotation, molecular function: protein binding. The coding region runs from base 102 to 989 and encodes 295 amino acids. Lineage: Eukaryota; Fungi; Basidiomycota; Agaricomycetes; Polyporales; Laetiporaceae. The record is from RefSeq and is a predicted model, not a curated record. The transcript has 9 exons.
UAAUGUCCGUGGUGACCGGCGCAUAGGCAAACCUUUUCAGCCCAUCUUUGUUUUCUCCCUUCAUCUUUUUCUACCUGCACAGCUACAGAGUAUCCAACAAAAUGCAAUCAGCGUAUCUAUGGUCUCAACAGCGGCUCACGCUCACGCCUCCCCUCACGAUCCCGACGCUCGGUGUCGCCCCUCCCAACACACCGUCGCCUUCGCCUUUCGCUAGAUAUGGCGAGCUUUAUCAAUUCGGCGGUCUUGUGCACGAUACCGUGCGCAAUGAGCUCUAUCUGCUGUCAACGCGAGACUUGUCGGCAACGCUUUUGCAGACGGCGGGAGAGAUUCCCUCGCCUAGGGUGGGACAUGCGAGUGCAUUGAUCGGGUAUGUGCUUAUCGUCUGGGGUGGUAACACAAAGAAUAGCGGGGCAAGCUCGGGGGACGAGCAAGAUGAGAGACUGUACCUGUUGAACCUUGGUAUGUGCCAUGCUGCUUAUCUGCCCAAGACUGCACUUACCAAAACGUUGAUUACAGUUUCGCAAGAGUGGACACGUGUAGCUGUCUAUGGCCCGGCGCCAUCGACGGCGAGUAACUUGAAUGAUCUGUGGGCUUUUGACUUGAAUACUCAACUGGUCGAGCCCGCGGAAGGCUCGCCGAGGCCAGCGCAGCAGACCGGCCAUAUUUGUGUAACUUACGAGAACAAGAUUGUCCUUUUCGGCGGUACAGACUGCGAGUAUCACUACAAUGACACAUGGAUGUUUGACACGAUGAUGAGUAGGGGAUUGGAUGGAAAGGAUUUGGGCGACCUUGGCGCUUUCAAGAUAUCCAACCAGCGAUGGUAUAUGUUUCAGAAAAUAGGUUCGGCACCGAGCCCUCGUUCUGGGCAUGCUAUGGCCUCCGUGGGCUCGCGGGUGUUUGUGCUUGGUGGUCUCGGAGGAGAGCCCGUGGAUCCAAACAUCAUACCUGUCUUGGAGACUGAGAAUAUAAAGUAUCCAAGCCGUUCUUGAAGUCGAAGAAUUAAGGCCCUGGAAAUGUCACUUUGGGUUAGAGAAUCGUGAGGGAAAUUGACAGACGAUUACGGCAUAGAGCAAUGCAAUUGAA